Dentiscutata heterogama is the source of this 231-nucleotide messenger RNA. Lineage: Eukaryota; Fungi; Glomeromycota; Glomeromycetes; Diversisporales; Gigasporaceae. The record is from the annotation of a GenBank genome assembly.
ACACAAGAGUUUGAUCCUAUUGCAUCAGAAUAUAUGGACAUUGAUCAUUACACGCUUAAAGAUAAAUAUUAUGAUACAAUGAUUACUAAUGAUUACUAUAUUAGAUAUUUACCCAGUCUUUCACAAAUUAUGCGAGCGGGCGGGUAUAAUCCAAAAUUUACUUAUGAACGAUCACUUCAGGGUGCAUUUUCUGGCAUUUUUUCAUUCACAAAAUCGGAAGAUUCUUCAUGA